Molecule: messenger RNA, 512 nt
Organism: Gadus macrocephalus (Pacific cod)
Lineage: Eukaryota; Metazoa; Chordata; Actinopteri; Gadiformes; Gadidae
Gene: rpl37a
Product: ribosomal protein L37a
Exons: 4
Coding region: 138-416 (92 amino acids)
Biological process (GO): translation
Cellular component (GO): ribosome
Molecular function (GO): structural constituent of ribosome
Source: RefSeq, a predicted model, not a curated record
GUUCGAUGAGACCUCGAAAUCCCUAAUUUACUAUGACCAAGUGAAACUCCAUCUCCCACAAUGCAGUGUUUUCAUCGGGGUAAAUUGCGCCUGCGUGGUUGGCAAUCCCUCUUUGGACCUCCGUCUCCGCUGAUACAAUGGCCAAGCGCACCAAGAAGGUGGGGAUCGUUGGUAAAUACGGCACGCGUUAUGGCGCGUCGCUGAGGAAGAUGGUCAAGAAGAUCGAGAUCAGCCAGCACGCUAAAUAUACCUGCUCCUUCUGCGGCAAGACCAAGAUGAAGAGGAGGGCAGUCGGUAUCUGGCAUUGCGGAUCCUGCAUGAAGACCGUGGCUGGAGGAGCCUGGACAUACAACACGACUUCUGCCGUUACGGUAAAGUCGGCCAUCAGGAGACUGAAGGAGUUGAAGGACCAGUAAACCAGUGAACAUCACUGGUGGAUUGGGGACUUUGGUAUGGUGUGUCCGUCCUGGAUAAUGCUACAACAUCCCAAAAUAAAGCAGUCUGGUGCGGAA